GCAGUGACGAGUUUCUUUGCAGUCCACACGAACACCAUCAUGUUCUUAUCUCAUCUUAUGCCACGGCAUCUCUUCUUCGUUCUUCUUCUUCUUAGAUUUUCUUGUUCUAUUAUCUUACAGCACCUGCUCUUGGCCUCAUCUCCGCCGCAAGGCAUGUUUCCCACCCUCCUCAUUCUCAAUCAUAUUUCUCCUCUCAAUUACUAUUGUUAAUAUUAUACAUCAAAUAAGCUAAAUUUUGGAACUUUGACUAAUGACAAAGAAUGGGUAUGCAAUAUCUUAGGCCAAUUAUGUUUUUCUUUUGUGUUAGAGUCCUUAGCAUGCCAUUUUGGUCCAUGAUUACAUCUGCAUUAUGCUUUAAGAGAUAACAAGCUCUUGAAGACAUGAUUUUUAUGCUGCGUUAUUUAUUUGUUUAUUUUGCUGUGUCAGGUCACAUUUGGAAGUGAAGACAUACAUAACAUAUACAUAUAUAACAUAUUAUAUGUAUGUAUGGCAGCGUUGGGUGCACACUCAAUAUUGUUAUCGUAUCAAGAAGGCGCAGGCACUCCCAAUGUAUAUAUGAAAGCAGGCCUUACGGUUAGAAGUGAUUUAAGGUUUCAUAAAGCAAGAGGGUUUAAGCAUUCUCCUAAUGUGGUUGUGUUCAAAGUGUUGUCCAGUACCACAAAGCCAACACGCUUGCACUUGUUAAGACCUUGUCGCCAUUCUUCUAGUUUGGGAUUGCAACGCCACAAAGGGAAAGGAGAUUCUUCACCCCCUCCUACAAAGCAGAUAUUCAAAUUUGUGGUUGAUGGAAUGCUUGCUUUUCUUAAAGAUUGGAGUUACUUGGGCACCAUGGAAGUAGCUGGCAUAUUGGUAUUCGUUUUGAUGAUCAUUCCUUCAGCUGAUGCUGUAGAUGCUCUCAAAACUUGUACAUGUUUGCUGAAAGAAUGCAGGAUAGAACUGGCUAAGUGUCUUUCAAACCCUUCAUGUGCUGCUAAUAUUGCUUGUCUCCAAACUUGUAACAAUCGACCUGAUGAGACCGAAUGCCAAAUUAAAUGUGGGGACCUGUUUGAAAACACUGUGGUUGAUGAAUUCAAUGAGUGUGCAGUCUCAAGGAAGAAAUGUGUGCCUAAGAAAUCUGAUGUGGGAGAUUUUCCUGCUCCAAAUCCUGAUGUCCUUGUUCAAAGCUUUAACAUUGCAGAUUUCAGUGGCAAGUGGUUCAUCACUAGUGGCUUGAAUCCUACCUUCGAUACCUUUGAUUGUCAAUUACACGAAUUUCACACAGAAUCCAAUAAACUUGUGGGCAAUUUGUCUUGGAGAAUACGAACUCCAGAUGCUGGAUUUCUUACCAGAUCAGCUGUGCAGAGAUUUGUGCAAGAUCCUUCUUACCCCGGGAUCCUCUACAAUCAUGACAAUGAGUACCUUCACUAUCAAGAUGACUGGUAUAUUUUGUCAUCCAAGAUUGAGAAUAAACCAGAUGACUACGUAUUUGUGUACUACCGAGGCAGAAACGAUGCAUGGGAUGGUUAUGGAGGUGCUGUUGUGUACACAAGAAGUGCAGUUUUGCCUGAAUCUAUAGUUCCUGAACUUGAAAAAGCGGCAAAGAGUGUAGGAAGAGACUUCAGCAAGUUCAUCAGGACAGAUAACACUUGUGGGCCAGAACCUUCCCUGGUGGAGAGGCUGGAGAAAAAGGUAGAGGAAGGCGAGGAGACUAUUGUGAGAGAAGUUGAAGAGUUAGAAAAAGAGGUGGAAAGGGUGGAGAAGACAGAGGCCACCUUGUUUCAGAGGUUGGCAGAAGGGUUCAAAGUAUUUCAGGAAGAUGAGCAGAACUUCUUAAGAGAGCUUUCAAAAGAAGAAAUGGAGACACUUAACGGGCUCAAAAUGGAAGCCAGGGAAGUAGAAAAGCUCUUUGGACGUGCCCUGCCGAUAAGGAAACUAAGGUAAUGGCCUGUUUGAUUUCGCGUUAGAAUGCAUGUGGAUCCAUGUUUAUCAGAUGCUACUUAGUUGUAGCUUUUAUGUUGGAUACACGCUCUUAGACUUUCUAACGUGAUUCCAAACAAACCCAAAACCAUCUCCAAGAUAACUUGGCUUCAUAAUUUUGUUUGAUCAUCUUAAAUUCCUCUUUGCUCUUACAUUCAUUAACUAUGUCGCAUGGAUUCAGAUAUCUUUCCACCUUAACCAUUGUUUCUUUGUUGACAUAAUAAUAAUUGUUUAAAUAUUUGUAACUGUAUCUACCAUUACUGUAUAGAUUCAGAGUGUUCUAUAGGUUUAGACAUAAGAUGCUUGAGCUAAGCUAUUUUUAGUUGAAUUGGAAACUUCCACAGGAGGAAUGCUAUAUGAUAUCAGUGUUCCUUCUCAACUAAUAUAUAACCAUCAGUUGUAUUAGUCAUUGAAAUUGAAAGUAUUCACUAAUUUCUAUGGUAUUGAGGUAUUAGACCUUUCUACUUUGUAAUUUAAUAUUUUUGUUACUACGUUUUAUUCUAUAAUGUUUUAUGGAAUGAUGAAAAGUUUUCUGUUUAGAAAGACUUGUGAUGCAGUUGAUGAAACUUUUCUUUUUCUCUUUUCAUAUUUGGUAAGAUGCUACGUGUCUUCAAUGCAUGUAUACCAU
Abrus precatorius (Indian licorice) is the source of this 2584-nucleotide messenger RNA. Its product is annotated as violaxanthin de-epoxidase, chloroplastic. The coding region runs from base 487 to 1920 and encodes 477 amino acids. Lineage: Eukaryota; Viridiplantae; Streptophyta; Magnoliopsida; Fabales; Fabaceae. Gene Ontology annotation, biological process: xanthophyll cycle. The transcript has 5 exons. The record is from RefSeq and is a predicted model, not a curated record. Gene Ontology annotation, molecular function: violaxanthin de-epoxidase activity.